CAGGGAGCACCAGAUCCUGGUGCGCGUGCGGCCCUAAUUUGAUUGGGCCCAAUUAGUACAUUGCGACGCCCUGAGCCACAUGAGGAAGAGACUAUAAAGGCAGCUGCCUCGGCCCCAGCCGGGGCACAAAGUGGCCAGCCAAUCCCCCAGCCAUGAGCAGCAUUGCUGCCGUUGGGGAGAGCUACCAGAAGUUCAACCCCCAUGCCUACCUGCAGAACAACUACAUGCCCCCCCGUGCUGACUUCACCUCUGAGGACUGUGUGGUGCCUUGGAAGCUGCGAUGUCUCGCUGAGGCCUUUGCUACAGGUGAAAUCCACGGCCACACCCUGAUAGACAUCGGCUCUGGUCCCACCAUCUACCAGCUCCUGAGUGCCUGUGACCACUUUGAGGAAAUCAUUGCCACUGACUACCUGGAGGUAAAUCGUGAGGUCCUCCGGCAAUGGGUGCAGGACAAGAUGGAUGUCUUUGACUGGAGCCCCUACAUCAAACAUGUCUGCAAGAUUGAGGGCAGAGGGGAACAGUGGAAGGAGAAAGAGCAGAAGCUGAGAGAGAAACUGAGGCAGAUCCUGCCCAUUGAUGUCCACCAGCCCAACCCGGUGGGCUCCCCACUCCACCAACUAGCUGAUGCCAUGGUUUCCACUUUCUGCCUGGAGGCUGUGAGCCCCGACCGGCUGAGCUUUGAGCGAGCCCUGAAGAAUGUCACCUCGUUGCUCAAGCCAGGGGGGCACUUCCUCCUCAUCGGAGCCCUGGAGGAGUCCUUCUACCUGGCUGGGGAGGCCAAGCUCUCAGUGGUACCAGUGAGUGAGGCCGAUGUCAAAGAGGCCUUGACCAAGAGUGGCUACAAGAUCCAUGACUUCCGUUCCUACAUCAUGCCUCCCAGACUGAAGAUUGGGGUGGACGAUGUGAGCGGAGUCUUCUUUGUCCAUGCGCAGAAGCAGCCUGUGGUGUAAGAUGCCGGGCUGGGCAGGGCAAUACUCUUGCUCUUGACUAAGAUAGAUGUGCAGCUUUGGUAGCUAGAUAAAACCCAUGAUAGGCAGAUAAUCCCCCCAGUGCAUGAUCCUCCAUUAACACCCCCCCACACCCCCACCAGCUACAUCACUCAUGUCCUUUAUAUAUUUGGCAGCAAAGGGGUAAGGAGGCAGGUGAAUUAGGGGUCCCUUAGUAAAUUCUAAGCUUCUAUUAACAACAAGGGCUGUGGGCAGAGGCUGCCUGUUCCCAAAUAGGGAGCAUGUAAGGCCUAGCUAGGUUUUGGGAGCUAUGAUAGUACAGAAGAUGGGGGCAGCCUUCCCUAGGUUUAGAUGUUUAAAGUGAGAUCAUCUUCAAUUCAUGCAUUUGCAAAGCAUCUGCUGCUUCAGCAGCUCAGUAUUUAUCAGACGUAGCAAACCAGCCAGGCCUUCUGCGGGCUGCAGCAGCACUUGAUAUUUUCCUGUUUCCCACCCCGGCCCCAAGUUAGCACCCAGGGGAGCUUCCCCAGUCACCCCAACGUAGUUAUUAUACUGGCAUGUACAGAGCACUCUCUUAGGUUCAGUGUGCUUAUAGGACAUCCUAAAAUUAUUCUGCAACCCUCAGAACAUGAGGAGAGCUGCAGGCUUGUUCAUAGAUGGGGAAACCAAGUCACAGAGCUAUUAAAGAGGGGGUGAUUACUUGAAAGAAAGAUUUAGAGCUGCUAUUAGAAGUCCGCUGCUUCCCACUUCUGCUCAUUUAUUCCCCCCCCCCCCCGACUCAGCCUCAUCGUGCAUGAUAUACAGCAACCUUUGGACAGAGCAGACCAGCCACUAAUGUUCAGCAUCAACUCCAGAAUAAUUUCUAAGAUGCAAUGGAAAAGGAGUGUAUUCCCAGUUCCAGGAAGGGAAGUUAGCAGUAACAAGACUAGUAAUGAAAUCACUUUCAUAGUUGCACAGAAUAUAACUGUCUGAGCUAGAAUUUCACUGGGAUUCCUGGGGCAGAAUUAGCAAAGUUCAUGGUCUGAUGCCAGUCUGACUGAUCAGGAAUUGAAAGGAAACUCAGAGAUUGAUAUUUUGAGAGUGAGUUUAAAAAAAAAAAAAAAAAGCCUGGAAGAGUCUUACACGAAGCUAAGUAUUUUUACGACAUUCUAGUGACUGCAUAUGCUGAUUUUGUGGCAAACUGUGUUUUCCAAGCAGAGGUAUGUUCGAGAAACAAACUCUGUGCCACAGCUCUAUUGCAUGAGAAUCUAAUGAAAAUAAAACCUAUGACCUGAACGCAA
This is a messenger RNA of Alligator mississippiensis (American alligator), 2224 nucleotides long. It is a transcript of the gene PNMT, whose product is annotated as phenylethanolamine N-methyltransferase. Gene Ontology annotation, cellular component: cytosol. The transcript has 3 exons. Gene Ontology annotation, molecular function: phenylethanolamine N-methyltransferase activity. The coding region runs from base 153 to 950 and encodes 265 amino acids. The record is from RefSeq and is a predicted model, not a curated record. Lineage: Eukaryota; Metazoa; Chordata; Crocodylia; Alligatoridae.